AUGUCUCAGGAGGAAGGUAAAAGUGCCACUAGUGCACCACCAGCAGAAGGCGAAGACAAAGCAGCACCAUCAAAAUCAUUACCGAUUUUAGCAUCACCAGCUAUAGAAUCCAUUAGUGCCAUACGUUUUUCGACAAGUGACCCGGAAUUAUGGUUUACACAAAUUGAUGGACUUUUGCACGUCAACCGUAUUACAUCCGACCUGUCAAAAUAUUACACGAUUAUUACUGCAUUAGAUCCAAACACCCUUCAUCAAAUAGCUGAUGUGGCAAAGAAUCCGCCAGCAUCUGGUAAAUACGACAAGUUGAAAAAGGAAUUAAUAGCUCGUUUUGGUGAAACAAAGGAGAGACAACUUCUGAAACUAGUCACUGGCUUAGAUCUCUCCGGCAGACGGCCUAGUCAAUUACUACGUGAGGUGAGAAAUUUGGCAGGCGCAAACGUAUCGGACGAUGCUUUGACAACAUUAUGGAUGCAACGCAUGCCGGACAAUGUACGAUGCAUUAUUUCUGUGUGCAAAGGUCAAAGCUUGGAAAAUUUGUCCGAAAUUGCAGACAGAGUAAUUGAUAACUCUUCGUCCACUCAUCACGUAAUGUCAACAUCAUCAUCAACGGACAAAUCAUUUUGUGAUGCAAUUGGUCCAUCAAAAAUUAUUACUUUGGAAGCAAGAAUUUCAGCUCUUGAGACGGCAAUAAAUCAGGUGAUUCAAAAAUUAAGUGACAUCUCAGUGAAUGCAAACAUGAACAACAAUAGACCAAGCCGAAACCGAUCUCGAAGUCAAAGUCAACGACAAAAACAAAAAGUUUGUUACUACCACAUAAAAUUUGGUGCAUCAUCACGUAAAUGUCACAAGGUUGUUGACAUUAUGUCAACAACCUUGUGA
This is a messenger RNA of Lucilia cuprina (Australian sheep blowfly), 879 nucleotides long. RefSeq lists its product as uncharacterized. The record is from RefSeq and is a predicted model, not a curated record. Lineage: Eukaryota; Metazoa; Arthropoda; Insecta; Diptera; Calliphoridae. The transcript has a single exon. Bases 1 to 879 code for a protein of 292 amino acids.